Messenger RNA from Epinephelus fuscoguttatus (brown-marbled grouper), 990 nucleotides. RefSeq lists its product as uncharacterized. NCBI's taxonomy places the organism in Eukaryota, Metazoa, Chordata, Actinopteri, Perciformes, Serranidae. The transcript has 3 exons. The record is from RefSeq and is a predicted model, not a curated record. Bases 115 to 990 code for a protein of 291 amino acids.
AAGUACUUGCAAGAUGGUCUGACAACAAGUUCUACAAUGUUACAGUGGACUUCAUUGGAACAGCUGACAAGACAGUGGAUUUCAAGAAGGGCAAAAAGGACAUGAAAAAAAGAGAUGCAGCUGCUCAGAGAUCCUACAACUUUCCAUCCCUGUCUCAAGCAGGUCAGUCCUCCUCUGCACAGUAUCACCCAAAUACCGUGGACCACAAUGUCAUCCAGCCUCCAACUGCCUGGCCAGUGUACAACCUCCACCUACAAGUCAUCUCCACCUACCCAGCCACAUCACCGGCCUCCACCUAUCCAGUCAUCUCCACCUACCCAGCCACAGCACCGGCCUGUAACUGCCUGGCCACUGUACCAGCUUCUAGUUACCCAGUCAUUGCCACAAACCCAUCCAUAUUACCAGCAUCCACCCAUCCAGCCUCUCCACACCAAUGCACAUAAAAACCCUGCUGUUCUUGGGGACCAGAGCCAGGCUAGUAUGUCUGAACUUAAGAAUUCUUCAAGCUCAUCUGGUACGCCUGAACAUGAGAAUUCUUCAAGCUCAACUGCAGAUACUAUAAUCACCGAGCAUGAUCCAAUACCAGAUUAUGGAGAACCAAUUCUCAGACCGCCUGAAUCAGCAGAAGACAGAUCAUGGAAGCCAUGCGGGGCAUGCAAGGCAGAGGUGGCAAAAGUAAUGGAGGAGAAGGACAAACUGCAGGAUGUGCUGUGUGGUAUCAGUGGUGACCACAUCAAGGCAUUAAAAAGCUUUCUGGACAAAGUGGAACAGAUCCAACCUCAGACUGGUGUUUGGGCUCCAAAAAACAGAUGUGGUAAGCAAGAGCUAUAUCCAGAAAGUGGCCUCUUCCUCACCUCUACCCGCCUUCUUUUCGAUGAAUUCUUUAAUGCAGAGGAGUGCCAAAAUGCUGUGGCGUUUGGGAAACACGGAAAGGUGCCAGAUGGGAAGACAGUGCUGGAUAAGUCCAAAGUCGUUGGGAAUGAAUUUUAG